This is a messenger RNA of Amaranthus tricolor (Joseph's coat), 1273 nucleotides long. RefSeq names its product protein ABIL1-like. Lineage: Eukaryota; Viridiplantae; Streptophyta; Magnoliopsida; Caryophyllales; Amaranthaceae. Bases 223 to 1062 code for a protein of 279 amino acids. The transcript is spliced from 8 exons. The record is from RefSeq and is a predicted model, not a curated record.
CGAUUUUUAGUGAUAUUUUCUCGAUUUAAAUAUGAAUGGAACAUAGUUUUUGUUUAGCGGGCUCCGUUAAAUCAGUCUGAUUUGAACACCUUUAGAUUUAGGAACACAAAGGAGUAAUUGUGGGAUUAAUCACGAGCCUAUAGGCUAUGAAUAAGACAUAUAAUAAGUAUCUACAUUCUUCAUGAAGUAAAGUCUUCAUCAUCAGACUACUCUUGACUUACGAUGAUUGAGGAAAAGAGAAUAUUAAGGUCAGCUACCCAUGCAAAUGGAAAGCUAAAAGCUCAGUUUAAUGAAUCUCUUCCUUUCCUUAAGUCUCUUCAGGAGCUAAAGGAUUUGAGGGCUCAAAUUGAAGAAGCUGCAGACUACUGUGAAAAAUCAUACCUAAAAUCAGAGGAUAAAGCACUUGUGUUGCACAACACAAAAGAGUAUCUAUGCAGAUCAGUGGUUACAAUUGUUGAUCACCUUGGAAGUGUUUCUGCUAGUCUUGAUUGCUGCAUUCAGACGAGUAGCCGAGCUCAUGAACUGGAGACUCGAAUCAACUGCCUAAAACAAAAACUUGAUUCGUAUGAUCAGUUCCAUUACAACUUCACCUUGACAAAAAUUCGAUGGAGUACAGAUUUACCAAGACAUCAUCCUCGAUAUAUCUUACCGCAAUCUGAUCCCAGUAAAGAAUCGAGCUCACCACCGAGGGAACUUAAUCACCCAACUGAUCUAAUAAAAGAUGGUGGGAGUGAGCUCAAGAUUGUUGAAGAUGUGCCGCUUUUAUUGCACACGAGCUCGAAUGAGAUAUGUCUAGGUACAAGUCCAAGUUCACCCCUUGUAAUUCAUGCCAAAGAUAUUACAGCAAUGCCUGUUCAUGAUGGAUUCGCAGCUGCACCAAAGUUAAUAAGGAAUCCUUCUUUCCAAUUUCAGGAUAUUAGAAGACCUGGUGGAAUCAGGAGAUUACUGCACUGGAAAUCUGCAAAUGACGAAGAGAUUUUAUCGAUACUACGAAGAAGUAAAAAGCAGCCAUCGAGAUUGCUAAAGCUCAAGCAGAAGCUUCAUCUCGAUUUUUCAUUAUAGAAUUUUCGGUCUUUCUAUGACAUUUGAUACAACUGUUUACAUACAAUACUUCAUUUCUUUCUCAGUCUCCUUGUUGGGUCAAAAAAAUGAUUCUACCAGCUCCUGGUAUUCUGCCUUAUAUGCAGCCUCCAGGAGCAUAUGAAAGACAAUGUUAUUGAUGAUUAGAAUUGAUGACCUUAACCCUAAUUGUGUAGUUCUCUAUCUCACCAAA